Messenger RNA from Penicillium daleae, 2235 nucleotides. RefSeq names its product RING-type E3 ubiquitin transferase MAG2. The coding region runs from base 1 to 2235 and encodes 744 amino acids. Gene Ontology annotation, biological process: positive regulation of transcription by RNA polymerase II. The record is from RefSeq and is a predicted model, not a curated record. The transcript is spliced from 2 exons. Gene Ontology annotation, molecular function: metal ion binding; transcription cis-regulatory region binding. NCBI's taxonomy places the organism in Eukaryota, Fungi, Ascomycota, Eurotiomycetes, Eurotiales, Aspergillaceae.
AUGUCGUCCAAUGCGGGAAACAACCAGGCUCCCUCUAAAGUAAAUAUAUCAAAUACCUCGGCCGCUCCGGCGACAUUUCACUCGACAGCCCCGACCGACAACAGCUUCCAACGACGCGCAGGGGGCUCUGGGAGUCUUGGUGCAGGUCUAUCUACAAGAAGCCUGGCUGCACCAAGGAAUAACCAGGCCCUGAAGAGUCAGCAUAAGCGACAGAGGAAACCCCGAUUGUUGGAUGAUAACGAGUACAGUGAAUCGGCCGUGAUGAGAUCAACAAAUAGUCGCAAGGGACAGACGUCCAUCACCCAUUUGAUGAACUUUUCGUUGCCACCCCGUCCGCAAUAUCAGCCGCCGCCGCGCAAUACUAGGAGAUACACAUCUUGGGGAGCGGGAUCUGGAUAUCACGCGGUGGAUAAAGCGCGCUACGUUCAUGCCAAUUAUCGAUUCAUUGUCUCGCCGAACCAAAAUUACCAUGCCCAAGCCGCCAAUGCCGACGUCCAUCUGGACUGGGCUUCAGUACUUCAGGUACUGGUCUCCGCUCAAACUCAGGCUGCUAGUUGUCCCAUUUGCCUGUCUACACCAGUCGCUCCACGAAUGGCUCGAUGCGGCCAUAUUUUUUGCCUGCCCUGUCUCAUUCGGUACAUGCAUUCGUCGGAUGACGAUAACCACCAUGUCCCAGAGAAAAAACCUCGAUGGAAGAAAUGUCCAAUUUGCUGGGACUCGAUUUACGCCUCUGAGGCUCGCCCCGUUCGAUGGUUCCGCGGUCAAGAGGGUGAUCUCCCCGUUGAAGGUGGGGAUGUUGUUUUGAGGCUAGUCAAGCGAGAGCCUGGCAGUACUCUUGCUCUUCCCCGGGACGGUGCCGAGACCCUCAAUGCCGGGGACGAUAUUCCAUGGUUCCAUGUCGCGGAGGUAGCUGAUUACUCUCGAAUCAUGAAGGGAGGGCAAGACUACAUGAUAUCUCAGUACGAGGCCGAGAUUGAGGACCUUCGCAGACAGGAAAUUGAAGAUCAGCUUUUGUUUGGCGAUGAGAAUACCUGGACACGGAAGGCGAUCAGCGCUAUCAAUGAGGCUAAAGAAAAGGUACAGGGGAUUGGCAAUCCACCCGACAUCUCUCGUCAGCCUGCUGCAAAUAAGCCGAUCAGAGACCCAGCAAUGGAGCCCGAUGCCUCUGCAUCUUUUUCCUCUGAAAAUAUGGAUCUAUCUGGUAACGGAUCCUCCGCUCCAUCAGCUGCUGCUUCUGGCACGGACAUCACACAACCUUCCACAGACGCAGUAUCAGCCCCAAAUACUUCAGAUGAAGCGGAACAUCUAUCAGAGGCCGUGGGCAACAUUCAGCUCAACCCAAAGUCUCCGGUCAAAUCAAAGCAAAAGAGCAGGGGCAAGGACCCUCAGGUUUCACAGCCGUCUGAUCAACCAUAUUACUUUUACCAGGCACUGCCCCAGUUCUAUCUGUCUCCUCUUGACAUUCGCAUUCUCAAGGCAGCUUUUGGCGAUUAUGCUUAUUUCCCCGCUACCAUUCUGCCCCGGGUAGAGCACAUUUCCACUGGCCACAUGGUUGAUGAUGAGCUUCGCAAGCGUGUCAAAUACUUGGGCCACCUGCCUUACGGAUGUGAGGUCAACUUCCUUGAAUGUGACUGGAGGGAUGUCGUCGUGCCGGAAGUUUUGAACCGUUUCCGCUCCGAGACGGAGAAGAGACGCAAACGUAACCGAGAUAAAGAAGCUCGCGAAGAGAAAGAUCGCAUCCGCGCGGAGAAAAAGGAGGACGAGGAGCGGUGGGCUGCUGCACGACGCAAGCGACCAAGCUUUGGCAGUGCGAGCGAAGCGGCAUUCUCUGCUCAUGACUUUCAACCGCUAGCUGACAAUGCCGAGUCGGCCCAAUUUGACAGCGGCGUGUCUUCUGCCUCGCCUCCUCGCGCGGCUUCUCAAUUUGGGGCAUUGGAAUCCCCUUCGAGCAGCCCACCGGGCGCUCGCACCGUCUGGGGAACCACCGCGAUACCAUCGCUGUCUCCGACUUUGGAGGUUCAAAGUACAGCACGCAAUGACGGCUGGUUACAGGGCUGGGAAGAGGAGCUCCUGGCCCGGCAGGAGUCUGAAAUCAUUGCCCAGACUAUUCAUGAAAGCCAGCAUCCGGAACCUUCAGCUUCUCAAAGUAGUAGCGGUGGCGGGGGAGCUGGCGGUAAGAAGAAAAAGAAGAACAAGAUCACCUUGAUGUCGACCAACAGCCAUAGAGGAGCAUAG